This is a messenger RNA of Spodoptera exigua (beet armyworm), 4781 nucleotides long. The record is from the annotation of a GenBank genome assembly. NCBI's taxonomy places the organism in Eukaryota, Metazoa, Arthropoda, Insecta, Lepidoptera, Noctuidae.
CAAGUGUGAGGCUCGCAGUCCAGUGCUAAUAUCGCGUUAUCUAAUGAUGAUUGGUGUGUAACAUCGGCGCGGUGCGUCGUUAUGUAGGCGGCGAAGUGGCAGCACGUGAAUGGACGGGCGCAGGAUCGAUAGAGCUGAGUGCGCAGGCUCGCUCCGCGGGUACACAGCUGGCGGCUUCGCACCCGCUACCGACUCGCUCAACCUGUGCCUCAGUGUCCACACUGAGGGGGCAAAGUGUAUCAGCUGUAUCUCGAACAUGUUCCAGUGUUAUCGGCGGCUCUAAACGAUGUAAUGUGCCGCCUGUCCAUACGACAGGCUUUUUGGGCGCUGGCGCUGCUCUGCACGCUGGCGCCCUCGCACGCCGAUGGAAACAUAGGUUGCUUAUUCAGCGCAUCAUUAUGCGUGGAGGGUGCGGAAUGGUGCUACGACGAUUUCGCCUUCGGUAAAUGUAUACCGGUCUACGAGAAGGAGGUUGAAGAGGGAUCGCUCUAUCAGUAUGAUAUGAGCUCGGAACAGCUGCAGUGGUUCGAGGGUGAGCUGCAGCGCCUGGCCUCGCGCGGCUACCGCUGGGAGCAUGCUUACACGCAGUGCGUGCUGCAGGCCAUGCUCUACACACUGCGACAGGAACUCGAUCCAGCCACUGUCAAUACAAAAAUAUGCGACCAUUUCGCUGAUCCCAAACUAAGUUCUGACACUAAUGACAACCCCGAAGAAAAUACUGAAGAAAUUGACCCGGAUGAGACGGCGUAUGUACGCUUCACACCUAACUCGGCGAUAUCAGACUCAAACUUCGCUAAUGAAGUUUAUAAUCCGCCAUUGACCCCCGAUGAUGACCCGACUCCAUACAUAUCUAAAGAUGACGACCAAUCCGAAGGCGAAACGGCGAGCGACAAAUUACGUGAUCUAAUGCUACUGGGUGGUAACGAGGAAUCCCCUAUUAUUCUGCCGUUUUCUGGAUUCAGAGAGCGAAUCUUAGCUGAAAAGCAAGCAAAAGCUAGCGACAACGUAAACCCUGUGCCUAGGGUGAUAAUCGACAAAGCGAAAAAAUCGUUGCCCGACAUACUUGGCGAAAAUGAACCCAACAUGGCAUUUGCUGAUGAAGAAAGAGUCGGAGCUCAUUUCCGCAAGUACAAGACUAAAGCGCCACCUUUCACUGCUGAGUAUAUCACGAGCAACCGAUUUUCGCCCCUAGACGAGGAGAUUCGUUCCAAUGCGUGGAAGAAUUAUAAACAAAGUUUCGCUGAGAAACACUUCCCCUUUGAAUACGAGAAUCCUGGAGAAUUGCCUGAGCCAAGAGUCUACAUUGAUGAAGACGGAAUCGAUGAAUUCCCCAUUGAUGCUGGUAGCGGAGAACUGGACCCUUAUCAUAUCAAAGAAAAUUCGCCGCCUCUAGAUGCUAAACAUUCAAAACAAAUGCAACAAUAUUUCAUGAAUUACUGGCGUGAUGUAUUUGAUUCUAAACAAAAGCCAGAAGGUGCCCUUUACGCCGAGGGAGGGCCGCUCCGAGCAGAGGAGUUGCAAGGUGAAAGUCCAAAAUUUAUUCCCGAGGAUAUUCAAGAUUUGCUUGAUAACGAAUGGGGCUUUAAGCGUAGGGAAAGAGACGAUGUUAAAAAGCCUGGGCCGCGCCUGGACGCAAAAACAUUAAAGAUAUUAUACCACAAUAAAUCAGUGACAGCUCAUGGAGCACAACCUGCUGAGAAGGAAGAAAAGCCUGGCGACCAUGAUCAUAACGACUUUGAUUACGAUCCCUCGUACGCUUAUGUCUUGUUCAAGAAUAGGUUCCUAACUGACUGGGAGAAAGGCAUCUCAUUUAUUUCAAGACUAGAAGAAAUGCUUGGUUUAGAGAAAAACACUUUUACAAAUCCUCGGGUUGAUACAAGUGAAGUAACAUUUAAAGUUGAGAAGAAUAAUAAAGGGUAUAAUGCGGUGGACGUUGCGCGCCACGUUGAUGAAAUAAAAGAUGAUUUGCGUCGUGAGACUGGCGCUCAAAUACUGUCAACUGGUAUCGGAGACCGAAGCAAACGUCCCGUGAGCCACCAUUUGGAUGCACCAGAACCCAUCUUAGGCUUGGACAUGCCAGUAUUGUCAGCUCUAAUUGGAAGCCUGCUGGUUCUCAUUGUUGGAGCCGUGGUGUUUGCUGUGCUGUUAAAGCGUGAUAUGAGUGCUAAGAGGAAGAUGAACGGAUUGUCUUCCGCAGCGGAGAUUGACGCUGAAGCAACACGGGAUUAUCAGGAGUUAUGCCGUGCUCGUAUGUCGGGCAAGUGGACAGGUCAGCAGACGGCGGCUGCUCCUCCUCACCCGACAGAACCACCGCAGCGAAUCACCUCGCUCUCCAAGGAACCCGAGGGCAACUCACCCUCCACUCGGUCUAGCACCUCGUCUUGGAGCGAGGAACCGGCGCUUACUAACAUGGACAUCUCGACAGGACACAUCGUUCUGGCUUAUAUGGAGGAUCACCUGCGUAACAAGGAUCGUCUGGAGCAAGAAUGGCGUGCCCUAUGUGCUUAUGAGGCAGAACCCUGUGCUACCACCGCUGCCCUGAAACCAGAGAACACUGGAAAGAACCGCUACGCUGAUGUGCUACCCUACGAUCAUUCCAGGGUUACUUUGAACACGCUUUCGAACCACCUCGGCUCUGACUACAUUAAUGCUUCUACUAUUACGGAUCAUGAUCCUCGCAACCCGGCCUACAUCGCAGCGGCUGGCCCGAUGGCCCACACGGCUCCUGACUUCUGGCAGAUGGUAUGGGAACAAGGCAGCGUCGUGAUGGUUAUGCUCACACGACUUACUGAGAACGGACAACAACUCUGCCACCGCUACUGGCCUGAAGAAGGAUCUGAACUUUAUCAUAUAUAUGAGGUGCACCUGGUGAGCGAGCACAUAUGGUGUGAUGAUUACUUGGUACGAAGCUUUUAUUUGAAGAACCAGCGCACUGGCGAAACCCGCACUGUUACACAGUUCCACUUCCUCUCCUGGCCUGAGAAUGGAGUCCCAUCAUCUACUAAAGCUCUUUUGGAGUUCAGGAGAAAGGUGAACAAGUCGUACAGAGGAAGAUCCUGUCCAAUCGUGGUCCAUUGCAGUGACGGCGCGGGUCGUUCAGGCACAUACUGCCUCAUCGACAUGGUACUGAACCGCAUGGCUAAGGGCGCUAAGGAGAUCGACAUCGCGGCUACUCUGGAGCACAUCCGCGACCAGCGCACGCGCACUGUCGCUACCAAGCAACAGUUCGAGUUCGUACUAAUGGCCGUCGCUGAAGAGGUCCACGCAAUCCUGAAGGCUUUACCGGCACAUCUGCAGCAGCUGCAAGAGAAGAAAGAUAAGGAAAAAGAAAAAGACAAAGAUGGCAGCGACAAAGAUAAGGAGAAGCCUAACUAACCCGCGCACCCGACACGAACAAAUGAACACGUUACGUUACUUAUUUAACAUAUUAUUAAGUAUUCUAUCAUUGUGGAAUUGAUGUAUUUCUAUCAACUCCGAGUUGAGAAUUUCGCAAGGCAAAACGAAAUUUUGAACUAUACAUUACACAAUACCAUUGAAAUUCUUCAUUCAGAAUAACUUGGUUGCUAUAUUAAACCCCAAACAAAGUCCAGGACUGCAUCAUCUAUUGUUUUCCAACAAUUUGAAAUUCUUAACUUCGGAUUGUCUACGCUUGAUGGCGAUAUUUAACAGCGCAAUGUAAAAAAAAACUUCGGCAAGGAUCAAACUGACUGUGUCUACUUGAGGCGUGCCGCUAACUAUAGCAUUUAUUUUUUAAAAACGUUUUUAAUAUUUUCAUAAGGUAACACACGAGCCUACUUAUUAUAUUAAGAAUUUAAAGAACACAAACUAUUAAGUUUAUUUAUUGUUAGCUUUUUAUUGGAGCGUUGGAGACAUGGUCAAUUGUUAGAGUAUCAAUACUAGUGGGUCUCAACUGUGUUGCGAAUAUUUUAUUUAUUCUUUGUUUAGUUAAUUAUGUUGCAUAUUAAAGUAGCUGUAACACCUAAUGUCAGCUGCUAUUGAUCUUCUAGCUACGACUUUAGUUUUACUUUCUGUUUUAUUGUCAAGCAUGAAAUGCGAUCCUGUGAAUUGCUCUAGUCAGUUACAAUCUUAAUCCCAAAAUUAUUCUUAGUCAGUUUAUAUUUAAUUAAUGUUUAUUUAACUUGUAUUUAGUUAUUCUAACAAUGGUCAGAUGCCAAAGAAUAUUAAAUCUGUAGCGUUAUUUUAAAUAAAUUUCGUUGAUGUAGUUAUAUUCAGAUAUUGUUAACAAUGUUACCUAUAAGUGGAUUGGCGCUGACCAUUGUUACAAUAAAUAUUUAUUGUAAUGGAUUGCUUUCUGUUUAGUCACUGUGUCUAAAAGUUUUAAGUAAUAUUGUAAGUACAUUGUUAUAUGUAUAGGUCUACAUUUUGCAACUUAUACUAGUACUUAUGACAACAAAGAUAAGAUCUAUCUUUCACAAUCAUAUCCUGAAUCAACGGAAUACCUGAAAUUAUAAUCAGAUUUAAAAAAUCAAAAUAAAGAUAUUUACAGAAUGUAGCAGAAACCAUAUUCAUACUACUACGUGUUAUGUACGAGAUUUAUAUAAGAAUAUAUUUAUUGCAUAUUAAGUGGAAAAUGUAAAAAAAAAAAAUAUAAAAAACCUACCCACGAAAUUAUGGAUGUAGUAUUAGAUUUAAGAGAAAAUAUAUUUAACCGUAUUUCUGUAUGAAAUUAUAUGUAGUUUUUAUGUGAAUGAUUGAAUAAUGGAUUUUGAUUAAAUUGUUUUAGGGAAUAAGAUAUAAGUAUCCUAAUUUCCCAAACAAAA